AUGUCGUACGGUGGCUACGCUGGCUAUGGACCUAACCAUAUGAUGGGGCAACAUGAUAAUGACAAUGCUGGAGUAUAUAAUCCGCGUACUCAUUCAAAAGUAGCUGAGAAAGAAGGAUUUCACAUGGGCGGAACCGAUGAGCCAAGAACUCUUUAUGUGGGAAACCUGGACCCUUCAGUCACCGAAGAGUUUAUUGGAACGUUGUUCGGUCAAAUUGGAAACGUAACGAAGACUAAAGUCAUUUUUGAUGGAACAAAUGAUCCGUACGCUUUUGUUGAAUUUGCGGAUCACAACAUGGCUGCUCAGGCCUUACAAACGAUGAAUAGGCGAAUGUUGUUGGAUAAGGAAAUGAAAGUGAACUGGGCAGUGGAGCCAGGACAGCAGCAACCCAAAGUCGAUACAAGCAAGCACUUCCAUGUAUUCGUUGGAGAUCUUUCUCCUGAAGUCGAUAACAAAGCUUUGAAGGAAGCCUUCGCACCAUUUGGAGAUGUCAGUGACGCUAAAGUAAUUCGUGAUGUGACCACGUUAAAGUCGAAGGGAUACGGUUUCGUUUCAUAUCCCAAACGAGAAGAGGCUGAGCGUGCUAUUGAACAAAUGAAUGGCCAAUGGCUUGGUCGUCGUACUAUUCGCACAAACUGGGCUACGCGCAAACCUGGUCAAGGCGGUGGUGAUCAGCCUGCAUCAAACGAAAAGACUUACGAUGACAUCUUCAACAUGACCACUCCCGACAACACUUCUGUGUACGUGGGAAAUGUGGCUGGAGGAGUGUGUGAAGAAGACAUUCGAGAAGCUUUCGGGAGAUUUGGUCGUAUUCUUGAAGUACGCAUAUUCAAAGUCCAAGGGUACGCGUUCGUCAAGUUCGAUUCGAAAGAUUGUGCUUGCCGAGCAAUACUGCAAAUGAACGGUGGUGAUCUUGGAGGCAAUACGAUCCGCUGUUCCUGGGGAAAGACAAGUGAUUCGGACAAGCGCCAACAGGGCUACAGCAACUACGGUCAAGGUGCUUAUGGUUAUGGAGGACAAGCUACUGGUAGCAGUGGGUACGGUGCGCCUGCCACUGGUGGACCUGGUGGAGCAGCGGUGGCUGCUGCUGCUCAAGCCCAUCAGCAGUAUUACAACUAUUACGCGCAGUACUACAGCAAUCCACAAGUAAUGCAGCAGUGGGCCAGUUAUUGGCAGCAACAGCAAGCGGGCGCUGGUCAAUCCGGUACAGCUGGAGCAAAUGGAAAUCGUUAA
This is a messenger RNA of Ostertagia ostertagi, 1233 nucleotides long. The record is from the annotation of a GenBank genome assembly. Lineage: Eukaryota; Metazoa; Nematoda; Chromadorea; Rhabditida; Trichostrongylidae.